AUCGUCAUGGCUCUCCGGACUCUCUCCGCCAAAAGCGCGGCUGCGCUGGACCAAGAGCUCAUGUCCUCAGGCGCGUUCUCUAUCGAUCAGUUGAUGGAACUUGCUGGACUCUCGGUAUCGCAAGCAGUCUUCAAACUCCAGCCCCUCAGCAAAGGCAAACGCAUCCUCGUAGCAUGUGGUCCUGGUAACAACGGCGGCGAUGGCCUAGUCGCAGCUCGUCACCUGUUCCAUUACGGCUACCAGCCUACUAUCUACUACCCCAAGCAGAGCAAGAAUGAGUUGUAUCAGCGCCUCAAGAAACAACUCGAAGACCUUAAAGUGCCCUUCACAGAAGACUUCACCAGCGCGCUGAAACAGACUGACCACAUUGUCGACGCAAUAUUUGGCUUCAGUUUCUCGGGCGAAGUGCGUGAACCUUUUCCCAAAGUCAUUGAAGCUCUAGCAUCCACGUCCGUUCCUGUCCUUGCUGUCGAUGCACCGUCAUCGUGGGACAUUGAAGAAGGCCCAAGAGAUUCCGGGCCAGGCAAGGGCUUCAUGCCACCCGCUCUCAUUAGUUUGACUGCACCCAAACCGCUGGUCAAGAAGUUUACCGGCAGGCAUUUUCUUGGCGGGAGGUUCUUGAGCCCGGAGAUGGCGGACAAGUACAAUCUUGAUAUCCCAGCGUGUUUUGCCGAACGAGAACAAACCACACAACUCAAAAUGGUCCCGAGAGCGCCCUCAAGAGAGGCGUUGACCCUGCUCAAGCAUUCAGUCCGACCCUCAGUAGUCGUUCGAUCGCAAACACAACGCUGCCUCCUCUCGUCCACCACACGUCCAACCCUGCCAUCGCACGCGCAGCCCCAAAUUCCUCAACAGUCGAUUCGAAACACAGCGACUUUUACACAUUCCCACCAUGCCGAAGCCGUCUCCGUCAUCCCCACGACAGUCGAUACGAGCAAUGCAGACUUCAAAGAGAACAAGCGCCAGAUGGACGAGGCAACCGAGAAUCUAGUCAACCUGCAUACCAAGAUCGCACAAGGCGGACCCCAAAAGGCCCGGGACAAGCACAUACAGCGAGGCAAGAUGUUGGUCAGAGACAGGAUAUCUGCUCUGAUUGACCCGGGCACGCCGUUCCUCGAAUUGAGCCAGAUGGCAGGUUACGACAUGUACGGCGAAGACGAUGUGCCAGCCGGCGGCAUCGUCACGGGCAUUGGCACAGUCAACGGCGUGCAGUGCAUGGUUGUUGCAAAUGACGCUACGGUCAAGGGAGGCACGUACUACCCAGUCACAGUGAAGAAGCAUCUGCGAGCCCAGACGAUCGCGCAAGAGAACAGGUUACCUUGCAUUUACCUCGUCGACUCUGGCGGCGCGAACUUGCCUAACCAAGCAGACGUCUUUCCUGAUGUCAACCACUUUGGUCGCAUCUUCUACAACCAGGCGCGCAUGUCUGCCAUGGGCAUCCCGCAGAUUAGUGUUGUCAUGGGACCAUGUACCGCAGGUGGUGCGUAUGUGCCUAGUAUGAGCGACGAGAACAUCAUUGUAGAGAAUCAGGGUCACAUUUUCCUUGCAGGUCCCCCGCUGGUCAAAGCAGCGACUGGUGAAGUGGUCUCAGCAGAGGAUCUGGGUGGAGGCAAGCUUCACAGUGAGGUCUCUGGUGUUACCGACUAUCUCGCUGUUGAUGACGCGCACGCGCUUGUCCUGGCGCGGAGGAGCGUUGGUAACCUCAACUGGCACCGCAACCAGACUAUCACUCAGCAGCCUACAUUCCAAGAGCCCCUCUACGACCCUCAGGAGCUGUCUGGUAUCGUCGGUACCAACCUACGCCGUCAGAUUCCCAUCCACGAGAUCAUCGCCCGUAUUGUGGACGGCUCGUCUUUCGAUGAGUUCAAGCCGUUGUACGGCUCCACGCUUGUGACGGGGUUUGCAAAGAUAUACGGUCACCCAGUGGGCAUUGUAGCCAACAACGGUAUUCUCUUCAGCGAGAGUUCGCUCAAGGGCGCGCACUUUGUCCAGUUGUGCGGCAAGCGACAUAUCCCCCUCAUCUUCCUGCAGAACAUUUCCGGCUUCAUGGUCGGCCAGGACGCCGAGAAAGGCGGCAUUGCAAAGAACGGCGCAAAGCUUGUAACGGCUGUGAGCUGUGUUGAUGUACCCAAGUUUACUGUCGUUGUAGGAUCUAGUGCUGGCGCUGGAAACUACGGCAUGUGCGGCCGCGCGUACUCGCCACGUCUCCUCUUCACCUGGCCCAACGCAAAGACCUCGGUCAUGGGCGCGGAACAGCUGUCGUCCGUCAUGGAAGCCGUUGGCAAGAAAGUGGAUCCUGCGCUAAAGGCACGGAUCGAGCACGAGAGCGAAGCGACAUUCGGGUCGGCAAGGUUAUGGGACGAUGGGAUCAUUCCACCGGAACAUACACGCAGGGUGCUUGGCAUGGGUUUGCAGAUGGCGUGUGGUGGGCAAAACAAGGGCGUGGAGAAGGAGAGCACUUGGGGUGUAUUUAGGAUGUAA
This is a messenger RNA of Alternaria burnsii, 2481 nucleotides long. RefSeq names its product methylmalonyl-carboxyltransferase 12s subunit. The transcript has 7 exons. Gene Ontology annotation, molecular function: methylcrotonoyl-CoA carboxylase activity. Lineage: Eukaryota; Fungi; Ascomycota; Dothideomycetes; Pleosporales; Pleosporaceae. Gene Ontology annotation, cellular component: mitochondrion; methylcrotonoyl-CoA carboxylase complex. The record is from RefSeq and is a predicted model, not a curated record. Gene Ontology annotation, biological process: L-leucine catabolic process. The annotation marks the transcript as partial.